This is a messenger RNA of Protopolystoma xenopodis, 375 nucleotides long. NCBI's taxonomy places the organism in Eukaryota, Metazoa, Platyhelminthes, Monogenea, Polystomatidea, Polystomatidae. The record is from the annotation of a GenBank genome assembly.
UCUCUUUCGCAUGGAAAAGAAGAGUCGGAGUCGGAGUCGUGUUCAUUGCACGGCAAUCCGCCUUCGUUCGGUCUCCGACGCGACCAAUUAACAGAUUCCUUUAAGCCGACUUUUCUUGCGAAAUGGAAAGUCGAAUCAGCCGUUAUUUUGUGUAUCUGCCCUUGCUCCGCGGACCGCCUCCAACUUUUGCAGUCGACUUGUCCAUCCGCGGCUGCUGCCACCAUCCUCCUCGGCGGACAGGUCACUCGGUCCACUCUCGACUUUCUGUAUCCCGACUCCGACUCUUGUCCCGGCUCCGAGUCGGCGCGUCGGCUGGAGCGCCGGACUCGAGCCGGUCCGCUGACCAGCCGCUCACUGUCCGACCGGCCCGUCGGC